This is a messenger RNA of Cyprinus carpio (common carp), 1268 nucleotides long. Its product is annotated as probable thiopurine S-methyltransferase. Gene Ontology annotation, molecular function: thiopurine S-methyltransferase activity. The transcript has 9 exons. The coding region runs from base 350 to 1048 and encodes 232 amino acids. The record is from RefSeq and is a predicted model, not a curated record. Lineage: Eukaryota; Metazoa; Chordata; Actinopteri; Cypriniformes; Cyprinidae.
CCAGAACUACGCUUGACGUUGUGUGGGAAGCCACGCCCACUGCGCGCAAACUCUUCCUGUUAUGAAACCGGUGCAUGUGAGCAAAGACUUUGAAAGGGACUCUGAUAUUGAAGCUGUUAUUCGAGUGGUUACUGAAUUGGAAAUGUGAGUUGCAUUUUAUCAUUUGCACAUAGCAACUGUCUGCUACCCUGAAGACACCAGCUGAAGAGAAGAGAAGAGAAGAGAAGAGAAGAGAAGAGAAGAGAAGAGAAGAGAAGAGAAGAGAAGAGAAGAGAAGAGAAGAGAAGAGAAGAGAAGAGAAGAGAAGAGAAGAGAAGAGGAGAAGAGAAGAGAAGAGAAGAGAAGAGAGAUGUCUGCCCAGGAAGACCGAGUGAUGGCUUUGUCCGAGUGGGAGGACAGGUGGCAGGAAGGAAGAACUGGUUUUCACAGAUCUGAAGUGCACAAUUUGCUGAAAAACAACUUGGAAAAAGUGUUAUGUGGACGAAAGGAGGUUCGAUUCUUCUUCCCAUUAUGCGGAAAAGCUGUUGACAUGAAAUGGUUGGCUGAUAUGGGUCACACAGUUGUCGGAGUAGAAAUUUCUGAAAAAGGAAUCAAACAAUUCUUUGCAGAGCAAAAUCUUGCUUUUGAUGAAGAACCAGUACCAGCCAUUCCUGGAGCAAAGGUUUUCAAGAGUGCAGAUGGAAAGAUCUCCAUCUAUCAGUGUGAUUUAUACGAGUUCUCCAGUGCUGUUGGAGGAAAGUUUGGAGGAAUUUGGGAUAGAGGAGCGCUGGUGGCUAUAAACCCAUGUGACAGGCAAAAGUAUGCUACUCUCCUUGUGUCCUUAAUGAACUAUGACUGCAGGUAUCUUGUGGACACACUGGAAUAUAAUCCUGAGCUCUAUAAAGGUCCACCAUUUCUUGUAUCAGAAGAGGAUGUAAAAAAAAUGUUUGGAGGUGGAUGUGACAUUGAAUUGCUAGAGUCUGUAGAUGCUUUUGAGGAAAAGCACAAAUCAUGGGGACUGGAUUCACUGACAGAGAAAGUGUACCUUCUCACUCCAAAAGCCCAAUGAUCAAUCAUAAGAUCUACUGGAGGGCAAUUAAAAAGUAAAAAUUACUUAAUAAUGCAAUAAAUAAUUGGCAAAAAUAACAUGGUUAAUAGAAGACAAUUUGCAUUUUUCUAUUUUGAUAACUGUAGCCUGAAAGUUGUUGAUUCAGUAUUUGAAUGUAAUGCAAAUAUUUUAAUAAAUUCCAUAUAUAUAUAUAUAUAUAUAUAUAUAUAUAUAUAUAUAU